AUGAGUAGUAGUAGAGGAGGAUGUGGCGGUGGACUCUCGCGUCCUCCGCCCACUAACACGAUGUGGACAGGUGGAUUCACUAACGCGCAAAUGGAAAGUAGAGAACUGAACGAAGGAGUUAUACAAUCAAUGGAGGACGAUAGAAACAACAUGAAUCAUGCACCCGCAGAGCUAGGAGAUCAAGCACGAGAGAUGCCAUCGAUUGCUACUGCAGUCAAUACGGCCAAGAAGACAGCUAAUAAUAAGUCAUCUACUACUAAGAAAGUGCCUGCAACUAAAAAGGCACCGACAAAAAAAGCUGGCACGAAGUCUGCGCCCAGAGGGAAGGGUCUCUCUAUUCCGGUAGCAAAAGAGAGAACAGUCAGGCAACAGAAGCAACAGGGAAUGUAUGCCGAUGACUUAAAAUUGUGA
Sphaeroforma arctica JP610 is the source of this 411-nucleotide messenger RNA. RefSeq lists its product as hypothetical. The coding region runs from base 1 to 411 and encodes 136 amino acids. The transcript has 2 exons. NCBI's taxonomy places the organism in Eukaryota, Ichthyosporea, Ichthyophonida. The record is from RefSeq and is a predicted model, not a curated record.